CAUCAGAACAACUGCAAACUUUGUGCACUGCUGUUAAUAAGAGCCUAAACAAAACAGAUGAUCCAUCUGAAAAGAAGCAAGGAAAGUCAUGGAUAAAUACAUUUCUGAACAAAAUGCGUUUCUCAACAACAGAAGCUCAUCUACCAGAUGACGACUGUCCAACAAUUGUAUGGGAUAAUGAUAGAAAACAGUGGAUUGAUACAACUACAAAUGAAAACAGUCACUCUGGCGAUCUGCUUUUGCCUCCAAAGUCAUCUGGGGUUGGUCCCUGUGGAGCCAACAAUGUUUACAGGCUCAAAAAAUCAAGAGAUGUAAGAUCGAAGUAUGUGGAUGUUCUACAGACCAACAAACAAUUUUCGAAUGUGAUACUAGGUUUCAAGAACAGCUCAGAAGAGAAAUCAUAUUUAUAACAAGGGAACU
Molecule: messenger RNA, 420 nt
Organism: Schistocerca cancellata (South American locust)
Lineage: Eukaryota; Metazoa; Arthropoda; Insecta; Orthoptera; Acrididae
Product: protein transport protein Sec16A-like
Exons: 3
Coding region: 114-410 (98 amino acids)
Source: RefSeq, a predicted model, not a curated record